This is a messenger RNA of Saccharomycodes ludwigii, 2004 nucleotides long. RefSeq names its product Rim20p (gene RIM20). The transcript has a single exon. The record is from RefSeq and is a predicted model, not a curated record. Gene Ontology annotation, cellular component: endosome. Gene Ontology annotation, molecular function: protein binding. The coding region runs from base 1 to 2004 and encodes 667 amino acids. Lineage: Eukaryota; Fungi; Ascomycota; Saccharomycetes; Saccharomycodales; Saccharomycodaceae.
AUGCCUGAUUUAUUAUGUAUCCCAUUUAGAAAACCAUUGCCAUUGGAUCUUGUACAAAUAUUAUCAACCAUCAUAGACCAAUCCUUUUACCAAUCCUCUUCAAUGUUCAAAAAUGACUUAAUUCAAAUCAACGAUACCAGAUCAAAAAUUUCACAAUUAAAUGUUUCAGAACAAGACCUAGGCAUUUUACAAAAAUAUUCCAGCAUUAUAUUAAGAUUGAUCGAUUAUUUCCCAGAAAAUCCCAAUCUUACUUUUGAAUGGACUGAAUUUUUAAAUCCCAAACCUAUUACUUAUAAAUCGACAAGCUUUUCUUUUGAAUUCGAAAAUGUUUUGUACAAUAUUGCAUGCAUGUAUUCCAGUUUAGGCGUACAAGUUUUUCAGAAAACAAACUCAGAAAGUCUUAAAAAAUGCUGUCAUUUUUUUCAAUUAUCAGCAGGGUUUUUUGAAAAUUGUACAACAAAUGAUAGCGUUGAUGAUGAUAAGGAAACUAUCCAAGGACUUGUGUAUAUAAUGCUAGCUCAGGCACAAGAAAUGGUUUGGUUGAAAAGUGUUAUAGAUGGUAAGUUGAAGGAUUUGACAGUUGCUAAACUUGCAUUUCAAGUAUCUCGAUAUUAUCUAUCAUCUUUGAAUUUUAUCAAUAGGUCUUCUACAAAAAUUAUUCAAAGAGAUUGGCAAGUAAAUUUGAAAUCUAAAAUGAAUUAUUUUGAAGCCAUAGCUUAUUAUCGCUAUGCCUUAUAUUUGGAACACGACCUAUCUUCAAGCACCAAUUAUGGUUUAAAGAUCAAAUGUUUGAGGCAUUGUCAGGCUUUAACUGAAACAAUUAAAUUGCCGGAUCAAUUAGAAGUGGAGAAUUUUGUAACUAUUGUUAACAAAGUAUUGAAAACUUUUGAACGUGACAACGACUUGAUAUAUUUGCAAAAUAUACCGGAUGCUUUGGAUUCUAAUCUAAUAAUACCAAUGAGUAUGGUUAAACCGAUAAACAAUAUAUCUGGGAUUACGAAGAGUAACCAUAUUUUACAAGAUUUACUUCCAGUAUCUGUUUUAGAAACUGCUACUGCCUUCAAAAAAAGGGAGAGGGAAUAUGUAGAAAAUAGUUUGAUUAAUGUGAUUGAACAAUUAUCUAAACUUUUAAAUGAUAGAUAUGACACUUCAACAUUACAUUCAGAUAUUCCAGUUAAUUUCAAAGAGCCGCUUCCCAAAAGAACCUUUUUUAAAAUUAAAGACAUUUUACAAUCGACUUUCCCGAUAUCCAGAAAGGAAGUUGACAAUAUAUUAAAGGAGGUUUCUCAAAUGAGCGACGACAUAGUUGACUUAACAGAAAAUAAAUAUAGAUCUAGAUAUGGUCCAAAAGUUUGGAACUUGAUCCCUUUUAAAGAACUAAAUCCUAAAAUAUUCGAAAAUUUAGCUAAUUUUAAAAAAUAUAACGAACAAGCUGAGCUUGUGGACAGAAUAACAUUGGAAACUUUCGAAGUGAUCGACCAAAAUUUAUUAUGUAAUCCAUUAUUAUUACCAGAAAGCACACAUCCAUUGUUCGUUGAAAUGAAUCAAAUAAUAAGCGAACGAAGAUUAAAGAUGAAAGAAAUUUUGUUAAAAUUUGAGAAACAUAGCAUUUUGCCAGAAAUAUUAGCUUUGUAUAAAAAAAAACACAAUCUAAAUGGUAUAGAAAACGUUUAUUCAGACUAUCUUAACUUUUAUAAUUUGGAUUUCCGAUACGUUUCUAAUCAAAAAAAAAUUAACGAUCACUUGAUCGAAAAGAUUGAUGCGAAUGCGAUUGUUGUUGAUGAUAAUGAGGAAAACUCGAGGAUACAAGAUCCUAGAAAUAUAUUUAUCGAAGACUAUAAGCAUUCAUAUGAACUGUUUAAACAAGUAGAAUUAAAAAUAGAACGGGGUUUAAAAUUUUAUGAUGAUUUGAGAAAUAACGCAGAAAUGUUAAAACAAAUGACUAUUGAUGCUAUUGACGAUUACAAAAUAAAAACAAACGCUUUGGUAAAGAGUUUAUCAUAA